This is a messenger RNA of Rhizoctonia solani, 1413 nucleotides long. RefSeq lists its product as uncharacterized. The coding region runs from base 1 to 1413 and encodes 470 amino acids. The record is from RefSeq and is a predicted model, not a curated record. The transcript has 10 exons. Gene Ontology annotation, molecular function: syntaxin binding. Lineage: Eukaryota; Fungi; Basidiomycota; Agaricomycetes; Cantharellales; Ceratobasidiaceae.
AUGGCUUCACCCGCUACCACACACCCACCCAGUGCGAAACCACCACCAACAGGACCUCCGCCUCGUCCGACGCCCAAUGCCAACGGGAAUGGGACAAGGCCUCCCCCACAGCGCAAGAAUCCCAAUGCGAACAACCCAAAUGUCAAGGUCGAACCAUCAGCACCGCCAGAUCCGAUGGCUAUGUACGAAACUUUGAAGAAUAGGAUUGCAGUAUUAGAAGAGGAGGAAGUCACUGUAGAAGAGGAGGAACGGCGACUAGCUGAGGAAGCACGUCGUACAGUCAAGGGAAUGAGUGACUCAGCAGUGCAGACCAAAUAUAUUGAACUCUUCCAAGAAAUGAAGCGCCUCGAGCGUGAACACGCAAAGGAGAAGCAAAAGUUGACCAGGGACAAAGACACCGCCAAGAUGCAAUACAACAAGGCGAGUCAAGCGAGGACUAAGCUCGAGAACUUAGCCAGGGAACUUCAGAAGGAUAACAAGAAGCUACGUGAGGAUACUCGACGCUUGACGAUCAGCUUUGAAGAAGCCCGCGAUGAGAUCAAUCAAGUAAAGGAUGAGCUCGUUCAGCGUCAAAUGGCUCAUCCACGUUUCUUCACACAAAGUAGGGUUGAUCUUGGUACACGCAAGCCACUGGUCAAUACAUCACAACAACAACUAGCGGACAUUGUGGUUAAGGUCGUGUGCAAGUUCCGCGAGGAACUCUUCUUUAAAAUCAACCGCAAAACUAAACUCACUCGACUAUUUAGUACAUGGGAGUCCCGUAUGGACACUGGCUCGAGUGAUAAGAAAUCGGGCAAGACUCACUUUAUUUUCACCCAUGCCGGGCGUGCGAUUGAUUGGGAGUCCACGCCCGAUCAAGCUGGGAUCGAAAACAACGACGUGAUAAUGGCGGUAGAAUUGAUGGAUCUAACUCAGGCAGAGCCGGAUGAUUCCAUCGCUUCAAGGCCAAAAAUAACCAAGCAUGUUCCCGAAGAUGAUGCCGAGGCUACUCGCGCUGUAGAGGAGAUGCUUGACGUUGUUGUGCGUGAGCGCCUUAAGGAUGUUUUGAGGCAGUACGAGCGCCGGGAACGCCACUUCGAGGCUGUGGUGCGCAGCAAAGAAUUGGAGGUUCUGUUGGCUCGUGCCAGGGUCGAAGAGCAGAAAGGGUGUGCAGAGGUUGCCAGGCGCGUCGCAAGGGCUUCAGAACAGCAGAACGCCGCCUUGCAGACUGAGCUAGAAGAACUACAGAGGCAGGAAGCGGCAACUGCUACCAAGCUACAGCAGUGUUUACAUACGCUUGGAAAGAAUUCCUCUGCAGACCCUGCUCCCGCUGCCGCACGGAUAGUAAGGGAUGUUCUUUGGGAACAUUUGGAUCUUCGCGCCCAGGCCAUUGAACAUGAUACGAACAAUCAUGCGAGUGGAGAAGACUCGUAA